This is a messenger RNA of Schistocerca serialis cubense, 960 nucleotides long. RefSeq lists its product as uncharacterized. The annotation marks the transcript as partial. The record is from RefSeq and is a predicted model, not a curated record. Lineage: Eukaryota; Metazoa; Arthropoda; Insecta; Orthoptera; Acrididae. The transcript has 3 exons.
GGAAAGAGGGGGCAAGGGGGGAAAGAGGGGGCAAGGGGGGAAAGAGGGGGCAAGGGGGGAAAGAGGGGAGGGGGCAAGGGGGGAAAGAGGGGGCAAGGGGGGAAAGAGGGGGCAAGGGGGGAAAGAGGGGGCAAGGGGGGAAAGAGGGGGCAAGGGGGGAAAGAGGGGGCAAGGGGGGAAAGAGGGGGCAAGGGGGGAAAGAGGGGGCAAGGGGGGAAAGAGGGGGCAAGGGGGGAAAGAGGGGGCAAGGGGGGAAAGAGGGGGCAAGGGGGGAAAGAGGGGGCAAGGGGGGAAAGAGGGGGCAAGGGGGGAAAGAGGGGGCAAGGGGGGAAAGAGGGGGCAAGGGGGGAAAGAGGGGGCAAGGGGGGAAAGAGGGGGCAAGGGGGGAAAGAGGGGGCAAGGGGGGAAAGAGGGGGCAAGGGGGGAAAGAGGGGGCAAGGUGGGAAAGAGGGGGCAAGGUGGGAAAGAGGGGGCAAGGUGGGAAAGAGGGGGCAAGGUGGGAAAGAGGGGGCAAGGUGGGAAAGAGGGGGCAAGGUGGGAAAGAGGGGGCAAGGUGGGAAAGAGGGGGCAAGGUGGGAAAGAGGGGGCAAGGUGGGAAAGAGGGGGCAAGGUGGGAAAGAGGGGGCAAGGUGGGAAAGAGGGGGCAAGGUGGGAAAGAGGGGGCAAGGUGGGAAAGAGGGGGCAAGGUGGGAAAGAGGGGGCAAGGUGGGAAAGAGGGGGCAAGGUGGGAAAGAGGGGGCAAGGUGGGAAAGAGGGGGCAAGGUGGGAAAGAGGGGGCAAGGUGGGAAAGAGGGGGCAAGGUGGGAAAGAGGGGGCAAGGUGGGAAAGAGGGGGCAAGGUGGGAAAGAGGGGGCAAGGUGGGAAAGAGGGGGCAAGGUGGGAAAGAGGGGGCAAGGUGGGAAAGAGGGGGCAAGCAUACACAAAUGUGACUCGCCUCUGCUUACACCAGGACAGUUUUGA